Molecule: messenger RNA, 2484 nt
Organism: Vigna unguiculata (cowpea)
Lineage: Eukaryota; Viridiplantae; Streptophyta; Magnoliopsida; Fabales; Fabaceae
Product: Protein kinase superfamily protein
Biological process (GO): positive regulation of transcription elongation by RNA polymerase II; protein phosphorylation
Cellular component (GO): nucleus; cyclin-dependent protein kinase holoenzyme complex
Molecular function (GO): ATP binding; RNA polymerase II CTD heptapeptide repeat kinase activity
Source: RefSeq, a predicted model, not a curated record
GUAAGUCUGUUUGGGAUUUGACUUAUGAGAAUCAGAAUGAGAAGAAGAUCUCACUCUUUUCUUCUUGUCUGAGACCAAAAGUCCAAACACUGUGUUACAGUUCCAAACAAUUCUCCACUCACUCAAUUUUACUUCUCUUUUUAUUACCCUAAGUCUUUGCACUCCACAGCAUAAGAUAAUCUUUUUCUUUUUUUUUUUCUUUUUUAAUUUCCCCCCAAACUCAGAGGCCAUUCAUAGAUUUUCAUUUCGCUGUCCUUUUUCGGCCAGAUCACUGAAUCUUGGUGGAACUGAGUGACGUUUGCGGUUUCUCUCAGUUGUUGAAGAUUGUGAAAAUCAGGUAAUUAGGAAUGCCGAUGGAUGGAGCUUAGAUUUGAGGAAUGGGGUGUGUGAUUAGCAGGGAUGUGUCGAAGGGGAUAAUCUCUGAGGUGAAGGAGGAGAAGGGUUUGAGUGGUCAGAGUAAGAGGAAGGUUGAUGGAGUGUCAGGGAGCAAGAGUGAGAUUGUGGUAGAGAUUCAGAAUGGUGAGGAGAAAGAGAAGGGUGGUGGUGAAGAGGUGCAGCGGCCUCGGGGCGAAAGGAGGAGAUCGAAGGCGAAUCCGAGGCUGAGCAAUCUGCCCAAACAUUUGCGGGGGGAGCAGGUUGCUGCUGGAUGGCCGCCGUGGCUCACCGCAGUGUGUGGGGAAGCACUCAGUGGCUGGAUUCCAAGAAAGGCAGACACCUUUGAGAAAAUUGAUAAGAUUGGGCAAGGGACUUAUAGUAAUGUGUACAAAGCUAAAGACACAAUGACGGGUAAAAUUGUUGCCCUAAAGAAGGUUCGUUUUGACAAUUUAGAACCUGAGAGUGUAAAAUUCAUGGCGAGAGAGAUUCUUAUUUUGCGAAGGUUGGACCAUCCCAAUGUUGUAAAGUUGCAAGGUUUAGUUACGUCAAGGAUGUCCUGUAGUUUGUAUUUGGUGUUCGAUUAUAUGGAUCAUGAUUUGGCUGGACUUGCUGCAAGCCCAGGAAUCAGGUUCACAGAGCCUCAGGUAAAAUGUUACAUGCAUCAGCUGCUAUCAGGACUUGAGCACUGUCAUAGCCGUCAUGUACUUCACCGUGAUAUUAAAGGUUCAAAUCUUCUUAUUGACAAUGAAGGAACACUUAAGAUUGCCGACUUUGGACUGGCUUCUAUAUUUGAUCCAAACCAUAAACAUCCUAUGACUAGUCGUGUAGUAACCCUUUGGUAUCGACCUCCUGAGUUGCUCCUUGGUGCCACAGAUUAUAGUGUGGGUGUAGAUCUCUGGAGUGCUGGAUGUAUAUUAGGAGAGUUAUUGGCUGGGAAACCAAUCAUGCCUGGUCGUACAGAGGUGGAACAACUGCACAAGAUAUACAAACUAUGUGGUUCACCUUCCGAUGAGUACUGGAAGAAGUCAAAGUUGCCUAAUGCUACCUUGUUUAAACCACGAGAGCCAUACAAGAGGCGCAUAAGAGAGACUUUUAAAGAUUUUCCAUCUUCUGCUCUACCCCUCAUUGAUACACUUCUCGCAAUUGAUCCUGUAGAACGGGAAACUGCCUCAGAUGCUUUGAGAAGUGAGUUCUUUACGACACAACCUUAUGCUUGCGAUCCUUCUAGUCUUCCAAAAUAUCCCCCAAGCAAGGAAAUGGAUGCUAAACGAAGGGAUGACGAAAUGAGGAGACUAAGAGCUGCUGGCAAAGCUCAGGUUGAUGGCCCCAAGAAGCAUCGUACUCGUGAUCGUGGUACAAAAGCUUUUCCUGCUCCUGAAGCCAAUGCUGAGCUUCAAUCGAAUAUUGAUAGAAGAAGGCUAAUCACUCAUGCAAAUGCCAAGAGCAAGAGUGAAAAGUUCCCUCCACCACAUCAAGAUGGACAACUUGGUUUUCCUUUGGGUUCUUCCCAUCAUAUUGAUCCUGAUACUGUUCCAACUGAUGUCUCUUUCACAUCAACCUCUUAUACCUAUUCAAAGGAACCAUUCCAAGCUUGGUCUGGUCCCAUUGGUAAUGCUGCUGACAUUGGAGUGCCAAAGCGGAAGAAACACACUGCAGGUGAUGCAUUGGAUUUAUCAAAACCACAGAAAGAUUCUCUCAAGGACAAGAUUAAAGGAAAGAAAAUCAUAGCUUAGAUAUUAUUAAUACAUUCUUAUAGAGUCAAUUAAGAAUCCGCCUCUGCUACCUCAUUUUUGGAUGCAUACUACCAAUUGCUGCGCAAUGCGUUUUAAAAAUGUCGUGCUGCUUCCUCAUUCCUCGUAAAAGUAUAAUAGCUUCUCAGUUCUCAGCAACGGGUACAAAUUACUUUCCCCCAUCUUUACACCUUCAUUUUCCCCAUUUUUUAUUUCUUGGUUUUUAAUUUCAUUGAAAUGAAAAUUUUCUUUUCUGUUCAAUCUGUUAGUAUGAUGAGAGAAUUACUACUUUGUACAUCGUGAUUUAUUUUUUUAAAGGAGUCCCGUGUUAAUAUCUGAAUUGUGUUUAAUGUUUUAGAAUUAUAAUGCUGUUGAGUUA